Messenger RNA from Phaeodactylum tricornutum CCAP 1055/1, 1920 nucleotides. RefSeq lists its product with no specific name. The transcript has a single exon. Bases 169 to 1920 code for a protein of 583 amino acids. NCBI's taxonomy places the organism in Eukaryota, Bacillariophyta, Bacillariophyceae, Surirellales, Neidiaceae. Gene Ontology annotation, molecular function: transmembrane transporter activity. The record is from RefSeq and is a predicted model, not a curated record. Gene Ontology annotation, biological process: transmembrane transport.
CAGUGAAUGAAUCUACUACCGACUUGUGGAAAACCAGUGAUGCGGACAGAACCUCUUACUUUCCAUUGGAAGACUUUUCUGGAUACAACCUCUGUCGGUUACCUAUUGAUCGGUUAGUUUCAUUGAUUGACGCCAAGGGGACUGCCAAGUCAGGUUUCGAGUUCCAGUAUGCCGACAACGGCAACUCCGUACAGUGAACAUCUACCGUUGGUCCCGUCCGCAUCGGAAGCCUCGUUAAAUUACGCUUCCCUGUACGAUGACGAGGUUGAUGAGGAGCGUUUGGGCAACGUCAUGCGACCCGCUUCCGAGGCUCACAACCACGGAAGCAACGGCGGUGACGUAAUCUCCAACACCGACAAGGAAACCAUGACGCUGUGGAAUAUUGUUGCCAUUUUGUCUACGGCAUUUUCGUACGGCUGCGUGUUGACAACACUCUUCCUGAUAACACUCCCGAUCGAAUGCGAACGACUAAACGUUGAUCACCCCAAUAUUCCGAAGAGUGUUGCGUUGGGAAUUUUUGUGGCGAUUGCGGGUUUAACUCAACUGAUAUCGCCACUCGUCGGUCGUCUUAGUGAUACCUACGUGCCACCCAAGCCACACGAUUUGGGACAGCGAUUGCCAUAUUUAGUGCUCGGUGCCGUCAUGACCUGUAUUGGUCUGAUUGGGCAGCUCUUCUCCAGCUACACUGGCUUUUGGUUGCGCUAUUCGUUUGCCUUUUUCCUGCACAUGAUUGGACUAAACACGGUGUACUCCAUGAUGAUUGCUUUGAUUCCGGAUCAGGUUCCGGCACACCAAACAGGUGUUGCCAACGGCGUCCUCGCACUGCAACUGGUCACCGGAUCGCUGUUUGGAUUUGGACUGUUUCAUUCUUUCCUAUCACAGAAUAUCCAGUCCAUGUACAUGCUGUAUACAUGCAUUGUGAUCAUCACAACAAUUGUGACUUGUACUCAUGCACACGAACAAGACGCUGAAGUAGCCUUUCGACGGAUACGCCGGAAACAGAAAAGCUUUCGGAGACGACAAACAACACGCCAACAUAGAACUAAAAGUACGGGAACACAGGACCGGUCGGAGCGUGACGACAGCAACAACGGGGGAAUGGAUGACGAACAAUGGCACGAGCAAGCCUCUCGUAUGGUCCAAACGGCAGCCAAAAAGGUCGCUCGGACAGCCAAAGAUAUUGUCCUGACCCCCACGUUAAUCUUGAAAACCAUGCUGGUAGACCCCAUCCGUAAAAUCGACCGAAGAACUCUCCUUCGCUCCUACAGUAUCGAUACCACCAAACACCACGAUUUCUUUGUCGUGACCAUUUCGCGACUCUUCUACUAUUGUGGCAUGUCGGUUCAAACUUUUUUCCUUUACUACUUGCACGACAUUAUUAACAUCCGGACGCAUCCGGAGGCCGCCGUUGCGACCCUGUCGAUUCUCGGGCAGUGCAGCGGUGCCAUCUUUUGCUAUCCCGUGGGUCUUUUGUCGGACCGAUGGUUAGAUGGCCGACGGAAACCGUUUGUGUACUUUUCCUGUGCUCUGCUGCUUUCUGUCAUGAUUGCUUUAAUCUUUGCACGGACAUGGGAGCAAAUGGUGAUACUCAGCUUUAUCUUAGGAGGAGCCAACGGGGUUUAUUUGACUAUGGACACGAGCUUGGCGGUCGACACUUUGCCCAAAGACUCUGAGAGCGAUGACGAUCCUGCUUCUGAGGAUUUUAGCUCCGUGGGAGGCGAGGAAGACACGGAUGGAAAUGCACAGCUCUUGGGACUCUGGGGUGUUGCGGCAUUUUUGGGCUCAGCUUUAGGCCCAAUGAUUGGGGGACCACUGCUCUAUGCGUUCGGAAGCAUGGAGGUGGAAGACGGCACAACCACUAAAAUCGCUGCUGAAGAGUAUAGUAUCCGUGGUUACGCCGUCCGUAAGCGCAUUCUGUAA